Pocillopora meandrina is the source of this 5172-nucleotide messenger RNA. NCBI's taxonomy places the organism in Eukaryota, Metazoa, Cnidaria, Anthozoa, Scleractinia, Pocilloporidae. The record is from the annotation of a GenBank genome assembly.
AUGCUAAUUAAUCAUUCUCCUGUAUUUCUUUUACAGAACCCACCUCAAACACCUUAUUUCUUUUCAGUAAACGGAGGCCUUGGCGAGUGGUCCAAAUUCGGUCUUUGUUCAAAAUCCUGUGGGAGUGGGGUGAGGAUGCGUCAUCGGGAAUGUAAUAAACCUGUGCCUCGAUAUGGUGGGACAGAAUGCGACCCUAAAGACCUAUUUCAGACAAAAGCGUGCAGUAACAUCAAGUGUCCCGCGAAAACUUUGAAGAGUGAGUGCAAAUUAAUUUUCGUUUAAUCUUAAAACUGAGUGGCUCACGAAGGCCGUUGCUGGUACUAAGUUUCCAUGGCACAUUCUACAAGAAUGGGAUAAUAUUUUAUCGAUGGUUAAAUUUUGUCAGGUCACCUUGGCAAUGUGCUAUUACCCAAUUAUAUUCCUGAUUCGAGAGAGACACUGUAAGAGUUUUUAAGUGUCUUCUCAAGAAACAUAACACAUUGACCCAGCCGUGCCAAGGCUUGAACCCAGACCUCUCGAUCAGAAGCUCAGCGCGCUAACCAGUAAGUCAGCGCACAGAUUAUGCAAUCAGGCGCCUCUAAAUAAAGAUCGGAAGCAUGCAUUUUUUUUCAUCACAUGUUUCAUACAGUUUUGAACUCAUUGGCUCGAAUACGCACCUUCCCCUCUCGCUGGGUAUACUUUUGUUCGUACGCAUGAUUUUGAGUGUGUUUAACAGUUUUGGCCAAUCAUAGCUAACCAUGUCCUCGUGCGUGCAUUUGGACUUUGUUUUGUGAUUUACAUCAUUUUCAUUCCCUGGUUGUUUUCUCCUGUCGCACGCAAAUGUAAUGGCGAUACUUUUCAAGAUUUGAUCGUCCGAGUGUGUCGGAUUCAACAUAUCACCGGUUAUUUAAGACCAGAGGCCUCUCAAAUUGGAUAUUUCACUCUAGAGUUUCAAGCAAUUGGAUAAAUUAUGUCUCCCAUUUAGGUCUUCAAGUUGCAAAUGUUGAUCCAAAGACGUUGUGUGAUUUUAACCCUUGUGAAGAGGUUGGAUGUCUUUAUGACCCAGCAGCGCACUGCAUCACUGAUUUCGAGUGCAAUCCUUCGUUCUUCAAUCUCAAUGGGGAGAUGCUCCCGAAAUGCAAGGGUACGUUUCACAUGCAAAGUAAAAGAGAACUCAGUGACCUAACUAAUUACAUUAAACACCUGUCGUUCCAUAAACAGGAACCUCGAAACUAGUUACUGUAAGGGUGAUCGAGGUCCAUUUUAUCUCACUUUUUACCCCACAAAACGAAGAAAAAUCCGGCCAAAAGUCAAGGGCAAGUCGUCUUAUAGCUACUCUUUAAACAGACAAUAUUACAGAGCCACCCUAAGCACCCGUCGCCUAGUGCUAAAUAUAUUCAUCUCUCCACAUUUUCACCUUUCAUCACCCUCUGUUCUGUAAUCAUAUGAUUUGUAUCUCCGAAUCAUAUGAUGCGCAUUUCGACCACACUUAAUCGCGACAUAAGUUCGAAACGAUUUGGAAUAGUAUCGACAGAACACACACAUCGUAAGUGUAGUCUUAUUAGCAGUCACUUCAGGAAACUUAUACGAUUUUGAUCUGCAUAAUUUGUAACUAUACUUUCAGCUCGAGGGAAUGAUAAUUCUCUAACACAGCGUUAGAAGAAUGGCCAAAUUAAGCCUUUGAAUCCUCAACAAAGUGGCGCACAAAGGUACAAUUUAACUUGGAUGCUUCAUUUUUUUUUUAAAGGAAUAGACAGCCUCUACUCAAAAAUCCCACAAGUGAUUUGCAGCUUUAAUCCGUGCCUCUCUGAGAGAUGCUCAGAAAUCAGAAGUCAUUGUUUGGUCGACCUAAAAUGCAAGCCAGUGUUUAUUGAUGUCGACAUACGGACUAUACCGCCUCAGUGCCAAGGUGAGGUAUUUUUACACUCAAAACGUCAUGAGAGUUUCAGGAGAGAGAGAGAGAGAGUUACAGGAUCGUGAUGUGGGAAUCAAGGUUCAACGACGACUUUCUCAGAGCAGUCAUUUGUAAAUUGGCCAUAGAUCAGUAAUGAAUAUAUUAAAGUUUGAGUGACAAUUUUCUUCGCUCGAGUUCAAUUGGUAUCAUGUUAUUUGAACGAGUGCUUAAAUAUAUUUAAAGUUUUGGUCAAUAUUCAUCUUUGACGCAGCGGCCGGCAGUUGUUUGUUUUUGUAUUGAUCACCGCUUAACCAUCUUUCAACACUGCACUCUCAUUGGUCUACUAUUUUUAUCGUCUAGCCAAAGUUGUCACGCGUUUGUGAUCAUGUCAUCACAUGUCAUAGGCUUUUAAUUUUUCAUUUAAAAGAGAACAUUUUCGCAAACUUGUCAUUAGUUCGUAACUGUGAGAGAACUCUUACUGAGUUCAGUCUCGCGCUGAGUGUUAAAAGGGAUCACCACAUCUAUUUUCAAUUACAAAAGCAAUGUACAAGCGCCUUUAAUGAAGUGAUGUUAUUAUCAUUGUUAUAAUUUUAAUUAUUUCAACACUUAUUUCUAUUCAGUCCAUGGCACUGUCAGAGUGGAUCGUUUGAAAGGAGAUCAAACCUGGACUAAACUAAGUCCAGUAAACAUCAAACAGUCCUCAGUCAGCCUAGCAUCUGACGUGACUCCUUCGUUUACACAACUUUGGUACCCCGUGACUCUUGCUAAAAGGCUGGGCCAAUUUGAAAGGUAAAGUAUUGAAAUUUUCGGUACAGAUUGUGCGCUCAUGUUUAACUUGCUUGAUUUUCAAACUCUUGAGUUAACUUAUCUUUCUGAAGUCUUCAAGCAAGAGUCUAAACACUACAAAAAUGAUAAAUUGCAUACAACCACCGAUAACAGAGAAGCUGUCUUUCUUGUCUCGGCUGCGUUUGACGCCAGAAACUUUGCUUAAGUAUACUAAAGGUUAGGGAAUAUGUUUCUGUAUAUCGGUUAAUUUUUUUAUUAGCCCAUUUUAUUAGAGCCUAUUAUUUUAGUAGCUUUCUUUUUGCAUUGGUUUUAGAUGUAGACUUUCCUUUUUUUACUAAUCAUCACACACAAGGGCAUAGCCAGGAUUUUUCAAAUGGGGGUCACAAUGUGUCACACAAAGGGUACUCACCAGAUUGACAUGUCGACCUCCACGCCGUGUUUUACCUAAUGAGACAAAAAAAGGCUUAUAAGGGGGGUAGGGUUCCGUGUUCAUCAGAACCCCCUAGCUAAGCCCUUGAGUCCCAAUCCAGCACCCUUUACCCAAAGAAUUUCGUGAAAGCUUUCUCUGCGGCGACUGUGUUGGUGUCAAUUCCAAUAGUUUUCGAGUUUUUUUAAACACUGAUAACAACUGGCAUUAUUGAGAAGCAGUAUGUGUACAAAAUGAUACCUAGCUGUGUAUAUUCUGUUUAGAAUAAAAGGAGCAUCUCCUUAUCCAACGGCUCUAGCGAGACCUCUAAGUGCAUACAGAACAGCCAUGGCAGCUGUUGCUGGGAAACACGCAGGUAACAUUAUCCAUCAUAAACAAUACAAAUUCCUCAAAUGUUAUUGGUGCAUUUUCAGCUUCAUUUUUCACUGAUCAUUCUGUACAGUUGUAAUCGGACUGUGUAAUCGCACAGGUGGCUGUAAUCGGACACCCUUAAUCAGACAGUUGAAGCAGCCAAUCAUACUAAGUCCACUCACCUAAUCCACUAAUAACAAAAAUGAUCAAAAUAACCAUAGCAACAACCGCUUAUCCAAAGAAAAACUGGGUAAUCUCCAAAAUGAAGGAAUUUUUGACUUAAGACACUGGAGAUAUUUUACUGGGUGUAUUUGUUUUUUCGGAAAUUGAAAUGGUGAUAGUUAAUUGGUAACAGGACUUCUUGUUGUCCAAUUCUGUCCGUAAUCAUACUCGUGAUUAAAAAAUCGGACUCUCUCCUCGCGGUCGUCCGAUUUUUGUCAAUCACUCGUAUGAUUACAGAUCGAAUUGGAUUCCAAUUGGUCCUAUUAUCAUUACUAAUCAUGCAGCUGAAUGUAUAAGGACUCAGAGGGCACAUAUGUUUGUUGAAAAGAACCCACUAAUGAAUCUAUUCAAACAUGAAAACUAUUUUGAACUGAAAUCAUAUCAAAUCGAUCUCUAAAACAACAUCAAAUUUAUUGGGACUGUCGUUAACAAGAGUAAUAUGAGCGAAAGGCCAUUUUGAAAGUCAGGUUUGCAGUUUGGCGGUGUACUUUACCAGUCCGGACCAUUGACAAUUUUGUCUAUGCCAUUUCCUAGGAGUAAUCGGCUCCUGCAUUUCAUUGGCAUGAUUGGUCUAGACAAAACCAAAACAAACUGAUGUGACCGAGAGAGGAUUGGGACGAUACUUUUUCUCGCUAGCUUUCUCGUGGCGGCCAUAUUGUAAUGCGAAGGAGACGGCAGAACAGAAUUCAAAAUUUCAAGAGACAACAUUGACUUAUUGAUUUCCAUAUUACUGUACUACAAAUCUCAUUUUCGACGGACAUGUCAUGACGACAUGGUAGAGACAAGGCUGUCUAUGGCCCGGACCGUUUACACCAACAAGAAACGAAAGAAAUUAGAGAUUACUGACAAAAUGACCGAAAAACAAAAAGACAAAUAUUCUGAAUCAUUGUUUAUUUCGCAGUACCUGUAGUUCAACCCUUGGAACAAAGGCCGGUUACGGAGGUGUUUAUAGAGAAACGCCCAGGUGAUAACGAUGAUGACUUUGAUGAUCAUGAUGAUGAUGAUGACGACGACGAUGAUGAUGAUGAUAAAGCUGAUGAUGAUGAUGAUAAUGACGACGGGAAUGUACAUGCUGACCUUGACGAUGACAAAUAGCCUCUACAACAUUGGCAUUUACACUUCUGAACAAUGUUAAGUUUGAAUUCACACUUUCAGUCACUUGUAUUUUGUCUCUCCGCUCACUUAUCUUUUCAGAAAAAUCAAAACAAAGGCCCGUUUUUCAUGUAAAUAGACAAGAAAAAAAUGCCCUAGGAAAACGAAGUCGACAAAAUAUACUUAAAAAGAGAAUAAUUUUUUACCGACCUGAUUGAACUUUCGGUGUGACUCUUUAAGUAUUCCGUACUCGUUAUUUUCUUUUAAACAAGAAAAAACGUUUUCCUUAAAAAAGUUUUACUGCGCAUUUUGUUGCAUAUUUUGUCGUCUUUACAUGAGUUCUCACGAUGAGGUCGUCCUCGAUCAUCAAGAUCGUCAAAGCGCUUAACUUCUUCUUUCGUUUACUUUCCUGGGCUCGGGG